Molecule: messenger RNA, 1812 nt
Organism: Hansenula anomala
Lineage: Eukaryota; Fungi; Ascomycota; Saccharomycetes; Phaffomycetales; Wickerhamomycetaceae
Exons: 1
Coding region: 1-1812 (603 amino acids)
Molecular function (GO): protein binding
Source: RefSeq, a predicted model, not a curated record
AUGGCAGAAUUAGAGAUAAGGAGUAAACUUCCAAUUAUCCUUGAACUAUAUAACCAUUUCCCAGGUAAAUCAUUUGAAAAGGGACGGAUCAUAAAAAUAUUGAUGCGUGUUUUUUCUCAACUUGAAGAAUAUUCACUUGUUGAGAUUGUUUUUUCAAGAUAUUUGGAAUUACCAGAACUUAAAGUUAGAUAUUGUAACAUGGGUUUAAAAGCUGUCAUUUUCAAUGGUAAUCAAGAGCUUGCUAAACAAUUAUUAUAUCAAAUGGUUUAUUCACAUCUGCCCAUGAAUGAUUCAACAUUAAAGUCAUUCUUAUCUGCUGUGCAAAAGUCUGGUACUUUCCAAUCAGUCAGAUUUGCUGUUGAUCUGUUAGAAAAAAAUCCAAAUGUACCUGUUGAUAAUCAAUCAUAUAGUACAAUAAUGAAAUGUUAUGCAAAGAAUGCAACUGAAAGUGAAUUCAAAAGUCUUGCAAAUGUGCUGGAGAAACGAGGUUGUGAUUUAUAUGAAUUGGAAUUGCAUAAAUUUUAUCAUGAUUUGAUACAGCAAGUGAAAAUUGAUGAUGAAAAGCUUUGGUCUAAGAUUUUGGAGAUAAGGUCAAAUCUGUCAAAGAAAUCUUAUCUUUUGAAUAGUUUUUAUUUGGAAAUGAUGUCAAUAUUCUCUUACAAGUUAAGAAGAAAUGAUAUGUUUAGGCUUGUGGAGCUUUUAUCAGAGGAUUCUAUUGAAUUUUCUGAUGAAUUGAAUAACAUCUUAUUUUCAUUUUUCGCCAAAGUUGGUGAUGUUGAUGGAUUACUAGUUUAUUUUUCAUCUUUUAAAGAUAAAAAAAUCCAUAUCCAACCUCAGUUUAUUUAUUCAUUAUGGAGAACUUUGAUAACUAAAGAACCCGAAUUAGCAAAAAUUGUCACAGAUACCAUUGAGGAAUUCAUGCAUAAACAUUAUUCAACCGCACAAUUGGAGAAUAAAUUUUUGAAAGCUAUAUCAUUAAGACAUAAGAUGAGGAAUUCGUUGCCUGAUUACGUUCCUGCAGUUUCUGAUAAAAGAUUAGCUAGAAGCUUAGAAGUCUUGAAUGAUUUGCUCCACCAGAAAAAAGAUGCAGAAAUCAUUGUAUUGAUUAAUGAUAGAUUAAGACAAGGUUUGAGACCGGAAUUCCCAUUAUUAAUGUCUGCUAUGGUUGGAUUAAUAAAGAUAAAAUCACCAGAGAUUCUUAUUCUCUACAAGUUGGGAUGUCAAUUAUAUACAGAUAUGAUUGUUGAUUUUGAUUUGGUUUGGUUGAAAAAGACAAUUUAUGAUUUGAGAGCUGAACAUAAUAAUGGUUUAAAGCUUUUUGACACGGGGAGUGCAUUAAUUGGUGAUUUCAAAUUGAAACAUGGAGACAAAAUGACACAUUCACAUUUUAAUGAUUUGGCAAAUAUUUGUAUUGAUAUUUUCAAUUAUGAUCUUGCUAUUGAAUUGUUGCAAGAAUCAAGAGCAUCAAGUGCUGAAGUUGAGAAAAGAAAUAACCUAAAUAUUUACAUCACAUUAUUGAAAGCAUUGGCUAGGAAGAAGGAUUUACCAAAUUACUUGCAUGUUAUGAAGUUAUUUUACACUGAUGACGAUGUAAAACUUAGUACCUUUGGUAUAAAAAGAUUGAAAACUGGUAGACAAUAUUUCAUCAAGAAGAAUGCAGAGGAACCAUUUGAAAAUUUUGAAGAAUUUUUAAAUCAAUUUGAUAUACAUCAUGAAAAGAUCAAGGAGAAAUAUACAACACAAAGAGAAGAAGCUGAAGAAAGUUGCAGAAAUGCCAUAGAAUUUUUUGAAAAAUGGAAUAAGGAGACUUGA